Molecule: messenger RNA, 2663 nt
Organism: Daktulosphaira vitifoliae (grape phylloxera)
Lineage: Eukaryota; Metazoa; Arthropoda; Insecta; Hemiptera; Phylloxeridae
Exons: 8
Coding region: 248-1771 (507 amino acids)
Biological process (GO): fatty-acyl-CoA biosynthetic process; long-chain fatty acid metabolic process
Molecular function (GO): long-chain fatty acid-CoA ligase activity
Source: RefSeq, a predicted model, not a curated record
AUGCAAUGAAUUAAUAAGCUAAAAAAAAAUUAUACAGUUCAAAGAUCGUAAUUUUUUAGAACUCUUGUUAAAAAUUUUUAAUUUUUUCGUUAUCAUGUAAUAUUUAACUUCAUAAAUGUUCAUUAAUAAUUUAUUCACUCAUGCCAGUAAAACUUUCUUUAAAUUAACUUAAGAUUAAACUUAUUUCCAACUGGAAUAAUUUUUUUUAAAAUUUACAUCAAGUUUAAAAGUUAUAAGCCUGUUAACCAUGGAGCAUAUACUACAUGGUCCUGUUAUUCCUAAACAUAUCUUGGACAGCAAAACAAAUUUAAGUCAGUACUUUAUUAGAACAUUGAGUGAACAUGGAGACAAAGUUGCUAUGGUUGAUGUCCAUGAUAAUACCAAAAUUACAUUUAAUGAUAUUCUUAAUACAAGUUUAAAUGUAGCUAGAUGGUUAAAAUAUGAGUGUGGUAUUCAAAAAUCUGAUGUUGUUGGAUUAUUUAUUGAAAACACAGUUUGGUAUUCAACUCUUGUACUUGCUGUUUGGCAUGUUGGUGGUAUUUGUGCAUUAUAUAAUCCAUUGUAUAACAAUCAGGAAUUAAAACAUGUACUAAAUAUAUGUAAACCUAAAAUGAUGAUAUGCUCAAGAAUGGGUAUUAACUUAGUUCAAAAAGUUUCUAAAGAAAUUAAUUAUCUAAAAUAUGUAUGCCCAAUUGAAAUUGCUAUAAAUUUAAAAACUAUUCAAGAAAAAAGUUCAUUUGUGCCAAUUGAGUAUGAUAAUAAUCAUACUAGUAUAAUUUUAUGUUCGAGUGGAACAACAGGAUUACCUAAAGGUGUAGAAUUAACUCAUCGAAACUUAUAUUUAAUGAACAAUAUUUUACAAUAUUUAAAUAGCUUUAUAGUAAAAACUGAUAUAAUGAAUGGCUUGGUUCCUAUGUUUCAUGGUUAUGGAUUACUAGUUAUGUGUUUAAGCAUGGCACUUGGUAGUAAGGUUAUUGUUUUUAAAUACUUUGAGGAAAACUUAUUUUUGAAGUCAAUUGAUGACCAUAAAAUAACAGUUUUGUUUGCUGUUCCCCCACUAAUGGUUUAUCUUUCAAAAACUCCAUUAGUAAACAAGUACAGUUUAUCCAGUUUACGAAUUAUUUAUUCAGGAGCUGCUCCAUUAUCUCAUGAAGUUGAACUAGAAGUUAUUAAAAAAAUAGGCAAAGGUAAACCAUUAAUAGUUGAACAAGGGUAUGGAAUGACUGAAUUGAGCAUACUAGCAACAUGCCACGUUCACACUGAAAAUUCUCAACAUCCAGUGCCCCCGGGCACAAUAGGAAAUUUGUUGCUAGGAAUGUCAGCUAAGGUAAUUGACUUGGAAACAGGCAAAACAUUAGGCGCAUAUAAAAGUGGUGAAAUUUGUUUCAAAGGUCCUAUGGUAAUGAAAGGUUAUUAUGGUAAUCCUAAAGAAACCUCUAAUACAAUUGAUGAAGAUGGAUGGUUACAUACUGGUGAUGUUGGUUAUUAUGACAAAAACUUAAAUUUCUUCAUUGUUGAUAGGAUAAAGGAGCUUAUUAAGUAUAAAGGAUAUCAGGUUGCUCCAGCAGAGUUGGAAUCAUUGUUAUUAACUCAUCCCGAUAUAGAAGACGCAGCAGUAAUUGGACUGCCUAACAAAGAAGCUGGUGAAUUGCCAAUGGCUUUUAUUGUUAAAGUUCAGGGUUCCAAACUUAAAGAAAAUGAUGUUAUAAACUUCAUGAACAUCUAUAUCAGUCGUGUAGCCAACUUCAAUUCAUAUUAUACAAGAAACUAAAUUUUGCUUAUCAGUUUAAUAGUAUUUAAAAGAAGAAAAUAUUUCUGUGUCAGUCAAGAUCAGAUUGGAAAAAAAAAUAUUUGAAGGUAAAUUAAAUCUUAUUAUUUGGAUUAAUUUAAAGAAACUGAUAAAAAAAGAAGUAAUUCCUAUUAAAAAGAAAGAUAUAAUAGUUGAACAGAAUGAGAUGAUAAAAUUAUGAAUGGAUUUGAGAUCUCAAUUAGUACUUAAAGAAAUUUUUUUAACAGAUAUUGAAAAAAAAACUAUUGUUGACAAAUUUAGUGGAAAAUAUUAAAAUGCCAAAGAAUGGUUAAAAAAAUUUAAUAAAGAAUGUGAAAUAUUUAAUAUUAUAAAUUGAAGUAAGAAAAUACAAAUUUUAAGAUUAUUUCUCGAAAAAAGUUCAAAGGAAUGGUUUUCAAAGGAAAGGAAUUGGCUCUAAUUGAAUAAAACUUUUAGUAAAUAGUUGGUCGGAAUAGUCUAAUUCAUUUAUAAAAGUCAAUGCUCAUAAAAAUUAGUCUACUAUGUGGUUUUCAUUAAAUUUAAAAUACUUAAAUGUCUUUCUAAUGGAUUAUGCAUUAAAAAAGGAAAGGUUGGUAUUAGAAAUGGAGAAAUCCAUGUCUGUCAUAUCCAGGAUUAAUUUAAUUGUAGUUGGUAUGCUAAAUUAUAUUCAAUAUAAAUUAGAUAAAGAAGAGAUUUUAAGUACAGAUGUAUUAUUGAAUAAAAUAAGAUUAUUCUUUUUAGGCCAACAUAAACAAAGACAAGAGGAAAAGUUUAAAACUAUACUACAACUUCAAAAAGGAAUAUUAUAUAUAAGAAAUAUAAUAUAAUUUGAAUAAAUCAUCUAGAGAGAGAAAACCAUAUUAAAUGUAUUAACCAUACAAAAUUAAAGAAUUUU